Protopolystoma xenopodis is the source of this 894-nucleotide messenger RNA. NCBI's taxonomy places the organism in Eukaryota, Metazoa, Platyhelminthes, Monogenea, Polystomatidea, Polystomatidae. The record is from the annotation of a GenBank genome assembly.
AUGAUUAAGCUUGCAGGACUAGUAGCAUCGGGACCUCAGGCGAAACAAGAACAUAUAAGCUCACCGGCCGCUAGAAGACUUUGUGAACAGCAUCCUGAUGAAAUUAAGCUAUCAUCACCACCUUUGAAGCAAGCUACUUCUACUUCUCUCAAAGCAGCAUCAUCAAUCGACCUUUCGCCGAAAUUCACACUGCUACCCUCAUUGAUACUAUCAAAUGCAGCUGCCGUGAAAUCCAGAGAAACACUAACAAGUGACGAGACAGGAAAUAUCGCUGAAGUCUGUGACCAGAAGCCAACCGACCACAUGAAAAACUUUAGUUCAGAUCGAAUAGAGCCCAGUUUAAGCGGAACUCGGGAAGGACUAGAUGAUUUUCGAGAACAUGCCCAAAAGCAAGUACUGGCAACGACCUGCUCUGAAAGCCUUAUCUCACCUUGUUCUUCUGAUGUUGAAGUAGCAAAACCUCGGAGCUCCUUUAAUAGCCUGAUUAAUCCCGCUAACCAGGAGGCAAACCAUGUUGCUAUACCCCUUUACCCUAGCGUUGACAAUCAUGUGCCGUCUAUUCCCUCCCUGCAAGGCCAAAGAGAGAAUCACAAAGAGCGAACUGGAACGGAUUAUAAGGAUCUUGUGAAUCCUUUAGCUACACGACAAUUCUGCGGUCACCCGGCUAUUUCAGGACAAGAGUUGUGCUAUUUGUGCCACCAGCGCAGGCGUUACAACGUUUAUAUUAAUUGCUCAGAGGAGAACCGCAGGAGAGCCGCAGAGGAGGCUGAGUUGCUGCUCGAAUAUCAGCGUGAUAAGACCUCCUUGGCAGCAACACGCGAAAAGGUAUACAUUAUUGUGGAUCGGGUUUCUCCAUUUCUCCAUUUCUCCAAUUGUUCGUCCAGAAUACCUUAA